AUGGCAAAACCUUUACCAAAAAUUAGUUCACGCAGAAAUGGACGUAUUGGUUCACGUAAGAAUUCACGUAAAAUACCAAAAGGCGUUAUUCAUGUUCAAGCAAGUUUCAACAAUACUAUUGUGACCAUUACAGAUGUACGGGGUCGAGUGAUUUCUUGGUCCUCCGCUGGCACUUGUGGAUUCAGGGGCACAAGAAGAGGAACGCCAUUUGCUGCUCAAACCGCAGCAGGAAAUGCUAUUCGGACAGUAGUGGAUCAAGGUAUGCAACGAGCAGAAGUCAUGAUAAAGGGUCCUGGUCUCGGACGAGAUGCGGCAUUAAGAGCUAUUCGCAGAAGUGGUAUACUAUUAAGUUUCGUCCGGGAUGUAACCCCUAUGCCACAUAAUGGCUGCCGACCCCCUAAAAAAAGGCGCGUGUAA
Molecule: messenger RNA, 417 nt
Organism: Manihot esculenta (cassava)
Lineage: Eukaryota; Viridiplantae; Streptophyta; Magnoliopsida; Malpighiales; Euphorbiaceae
Source: the annotation of a RefSeq genome assembly